Olea europaea var. sylvestris is the source of this 1875-nucleotide messenger RNA. RefSeq lists its product as uncharacterized. The record is from RefSeq and is a predicted model, not a curated record. The transcript has a single exon. NCBI's taxonomy places the organism in Eukaryota, Viridiplantae, Streptophyta, Magnoliopsida, Lamiales, Oleaceae. The coding region runs from base 1 to 1875 and encodes 624 amino acids.
AUGGUAGAUGCAGCUGCGGGAGGCAUUUUAAUGGCUAAAACAACAGAGGUUGCAUAUGCUUUAUUGGAUGACAUAGCUACGAACAGUUACCAAUGGCCAAGUGAGAGAUCGGGUGUAAAGAAAGUAGCAGGACUUCAUGAAGUGGAUCCCAUCACCGCACUAGCAGCUCAGGUUGCAUCACUCACAAAUCAGAUAGUCACGCUUACCACUCAAGGAAAUCAACAGAAGGUAGAUUCAGUCAUAAGUACUUCUUCCUCAAACCAAGAGACAGAGAUUGCAAACGAGCAGGCCCAAUAUAUCGACAGUAGAAACUUCAAUCAAAGAGGAGGCUACCAAGCUAAUCACUAUCAUCCAGGGCUGAGGAAUCACGAGAACUUGUCAUAUGGCAACAAUAGAAAUACACUUCAACCUCCACCCGGAUUCAACACUCAGAAUUCUGAUGGGAAACCACCCUUGGAAGACAUCCUUGGGACGUUCAUUUCUGAGACAAGAUCACGCUUCAACAAAAAUGAAUUACGGUUGGAUAAUAUUGAAACACAUGUGUCCAACAUGGGAGCCACAAUGAAGAAUCUUGAAGUGCAAAUUGGCCAAUUGGCUACCUCAAUAAAGUCUCAGCAAAAAGGAAAAUUUCCCAGUGACACGGAGGUUAACCCACGGGAACACUGCAAUGCGAUCACCCUAAGGAGUGGUAAAAUGGUUGAAGAAAGCAAACCUAAGAAAAUUGUGGUGCCUACGUCGGAUGUCAUAGUUACAGAUGAAAGGCAGAAAACUGAGCCAGAGGGUACAAAGAUCUAUAAGCCUUACUCGAUCUCAUUUCCGGACAACCCACCAAUCUUGAAGCCCCCACUACCAUUCUCGCAGAGGUUCAUGAAGAAGAAAUUUGAUGACCAAUUUGCAAAAUUCCUGGAAGUCUUCAGGAAAAUCCACAUCAACAUUCCCUUUGCAGAAGCUUUGGCCCAAAUGCCUAACUACGCCAAAUUCUUGAAGGAAGUGAUGUCAAAUAAGAAGAAGCUGGAGGAGUUCGAGACAAUUAAGCUAACAGAGGGGUGUAGUGACAUGCUUCAGAAGCUCCCUCACAAAUUGAAAGAUCCGGGCAGCUUCAACAUCCCGUGCAAUAUUGGUGGUAUCACAUUUGAUAAGGCACUGUGCGACCUUGGAGCUAGUAUAAACCUGAUGCCCCUAUCAGUGUUCAAAAAGCUGGGUCUUGGAGAAGUAAAGUCUACAACCCUCACUUUGCAACUAGCGGACAGAUCAAUCACAUAUCCCAAAGGCAUGAUUGAAGAUGUAUUGGUGAAGGUCGAUAAGUUCAUCCUUCCUGUGGACUUUGUGGUGUUGGACAUGGAGGAGAACGAGAAAAUACCGUUGAUUCUUGGUCGACCUUGCCUAGCUACUGGAAGAGCAUUGAUUGAUGUCCAGGAAGGAAAAUUGACACUGCGGGUUAAUGAAGAGCAUGUGACUUUCAACAUCCAUCAAGUAGAAAAGCCUCAAGAAAAAGUCAACAUUUGCAAUAUGGCCCAAUCGGCUGAAGCAGUUUUAGGUCACAGAGAAAAAAAAGAAGUGUUCUAUGACCCUUUAGAACAGUAUAUGGCUCUCAAUUACUUAGUAAGGGAUGCAUCUACUGAUGGCAAAUACUCGGGAGCCGAAGAAGUAGUGGAUUUCAUAUUCACCCAAGAAGCUGAUCCACCUGACAAAAAAGAAGGCUAUGUGGCUAAGCCUUUGAAACCUCCAAACAUUGUCAAACCAAAAGAGAUUUUGAAGGCUGGAUCGAGGUUCAAACCGCCUGAUUUUAUUGGCCAUACUACGAUGAAGGAGAAUGCAAAGCCGAGGGUAAAAUUCAGAAACAAGAAAGAUGCUCUACCCGAAGAUCCACCGUAG